AUACCUUCCUUCACAAAUUUCAUCACUCCCCUUCUUCUUAAUAUACUUUCAUAUUUCAUAUUUCAUACAACCACUUCUCACUUCACAAUUUUCAUCACCUCUCUUCAUUUCAUACUUGAUAAUAUGGACAGUAGAUCUUGUUUUGGGCAUUUGCUUCUGCUUAUUAGCCUCGCUUCAUUUUUGGUGAAUUGUUAUUCAUCUACUUCUCAUGAUGACUUAAAGACUUACAUUGUCUACACUGGAAAUACCUUAUAUGAUGAAACUUCAUCAUUGCUGCACUACAAAAGUUUAUUACAACAAGUUGCUGAUCACAGCAACCAAGUACCAAAGCCUGUACUACAACACUACAAGAGGAGUUUCAGUGGCUUUGUUGCUAAUCUAUCGAAGGAAGAAGCCAAUAUAAUGGCUGGACUGGAUGGUGUGGUGUCUGUUUUUCCUAAUGAAAAGAGACACCUUCUUACAACCAAAUCGUGGGAUUUCUUCGGUUUUCCACAAAAAGUAGAGAGGAAAAACUAUGAAAGCGAUGUUAUCAUUGGUGUUAUUGAUUCUGGAAUUUGGCCAGAAUCCGGGAGUUUCAAUGAUAAAGGUUUCAGUCCGCCGCCUACGAAAUGGAAAGGCACAUGCAAAGCUUAUAAUUUUUCAUGCAACAAUAAACUUAUCGGAGCAAGGUAUUACAUAUCUUUCUUUGAUGAGUUAAGCGAGCAAGAUUUCGAUUCUCCAAGAGAUUGUAAUGGGCACGGAACACAUACAGCAUCAAUUGCAGCGGGAAACCCGAUUAGCAUGGCUAGUAUGGUAGGGCUUGCAGAAGGAACAGCAAGAGGUGGAACUCCAUCUGCUCGCAUUGCUGUUUAUAAAGUGUGUUGGGGUGUAAACUGCUAUGAUUCAAAUGUUCUAGCCGCAUUUGAUGAUGCAAUUGCAGACGGGGUUGAUAUAAUAUCAGCCUCAAUUGCAUCAACAUCGAAUCAAACUGUCCAUUUUAGAGAUGCAAUCUCUAUUGGAGCAUUCCAUGCUAUGCAACGUGGAGUGCUGACAGUGUUGGCAGCAGGGAAUGCAGGUCCACAUCCUUCCACUCUGUAUAAUUUUUCUCCUUGGGCUAUUGUGGUGGGUGCUACCACAUUAGACAGGAGGUUUGUCACUGAUGUACAAUUAGGUGACAAUACAACAUAUGAGGGUGUUUCGCUGAACACGUUCGAUCUUGAGGGGAAACUGUACCCCAUUAUCUACAGUGGCGAUGCACCAAAUACAAUAGCAGGCUUCAAUCGACACACUUCCAAGAAUUGUUCGACCAAUUCCUUGGAUGAUAAGAUGGUGAAGGGUAAAAUUAUUCUAUGUGAAGCAAACAUAGGAGUACCAGAAGCCAUUAGAGUUGGUGCUAUUGGUAUCUUGAUACAAGGCCAAACUAAUGUAGAUUUGGCAUUCUCUUAUCCGUUGCCUACAUCUUAUCUUCGAUGGAAGGAUGCCAUCAAAAUAAAAAAGUACAUACACUCGUCAAGUUUUCCAACGGCAACCAUACGGAAGUCCAGAGAGGUAAAAGAUACUUUGGCACCUGUGGUUGCCUCUUUCUCAUCAAGGGGUCCUAACAAUGCAACACCAGAAAUUCUCAAGCCAGACUUAGUUGCUCCCGGUGUAGAUAUUAUUGCAAGUUGGUCUCCGAUUUCUCCAAUUUCUGAUAUUAUUGGUGACAAAAGAAAAUUGGAGUUUAAUAUUAAAUCAGGAACAUCAAUGUCAUGCCCCCAUGUGUCAAGUGCAGCAGCGUACAUCAAAUCGUUUCAUCCUACAUGGUCACCUGCUGCUGUUCGUUCGGCUCUAAUGACAACGGCUAAACAAAUGAGUCCAGAAAAUAACCGUGAUGCAGAAUUUGCUUACGGAGCCGGUCAAAUUGACCCUGUCAAAGCUAUGAAUCCUGGUUUAAUAUAUGAGACCAGUGAAGCUGACUACAUAAAAUAUUUAUGUGGACAAGGUGUCAAUACAUCGGCUUUACAACUAAUAACGAGGGAUGAAAGCAAUUGUUUUGACAUGAUAUCGGCAAGGGAUUUAAAUUAUCCUUCAUUUUCUAUCAAAGCCCCACACCCAAAACAUCAUCUAAGUGGAAGCUUCAAUAGAACUGUUGCAAAUGUUGGAUUGUCGAUGUCAACGUACAGAGCAGUUGUGACAGCCCCUAAAGGACUUGUUGUUUCAGUGAAGCCCGAUAUUUUGUCAUUUACUUCAUUGGGAGAAAGGCUGACAUAUGUUCUGACCGUGGAUGGAAAACUAAAGAAGUCUGUUGAGUCAGCUUCUUUGGUUUGGGAUGAUGGUGAAUUUCAGGUGAGGAGUCCAAUUAUUGUUUUUGAUGAGAGAGCGGAGAAAGACAAAGGUGUUCGUUUAUAUUGUAUAAAUUUCAUAUAUAUUGUCAUUUUUAAUUUAUUAUUUUAUAUUAUUAUUGAUUAAAUUAUAUACGUUUGUAUUAAAGUGUAUAGUUGUUUUUCUUUUUUGGUA
Cicer arietinum (chickpea) is the source of this 2475-nucleotide messenger RNA. Lineage: Eukaryota; Viridiplantae; Streptophyta; Magnoliopsida; Fabales; Fabaceae. The record is from RefSeq and is a predicted model, not a curated record.